GCCCCGCGUUCGAUUCGCGGCUGAUGCAUUUAUUUUUCUACAUCAAUCUUGGUGUAAUUAAUUCAUUAUUUUUUUCUUUUUAUCUAUUAGGUAUACUUAGCCGGCAUGUCCUAUAGUACUGAUCAUCUAUUACUACCAUUCUAUUCUUACAACUAUUUCUUUUUAGCACAUUUUGGAGAUAUAAGAGCACCCCUUAGUGUCUUGUCUGUUCCCUCACCAGACCUUAACACCAUUGAGUACAAUGCUACCGGGAUGUAAGAGUAUGGAGGUGGAGAUGUGCUGGGGUCAGGAGGAGACAUCGCUGGCUGAGUUGCAUCCGUUUCAGCCCCCGCUGCUACUCAUCCUUCCGGAGACAGGAUUACUCGUGAGGUAACCGAGUGACUGAUAGCCAACGCCUCAAUUGCUUCUGUGCUUCAUUUUCACUAUAUUCUAUCGUAGUAUCAACUAAGAAAAAGGCAUCCAUGUUGCUGUUGUAUUCACCCGAACUAUGAUAUAAUACUAGUGACGUCUCCGGGUCUCCUGUGCUACCAGUAUGGAAGAGUUUGCUCAGCUGGCCCGUGAGAACUUUGAGGUCUUCCAGCGGUAUGGCGACACGGCGCUCGGUCCCGAUCCCAAGCUCCGUGCCAUCGCCGUGUAUUCCUCGCCCCCGGAACCGACGACCUACAUCGAGAAGGAUUUGAAGCUCGGCCACUUACCCAAGUUCUUCAGAGAACAACCUAUUAGUGGCGACUCUUGCAAGAGUGUAACAACUACGCCGCCGCCUGCCUCGCUCAAGCUAGUCGUAAUAGACAGCCGGCUGGAGUCAUGGUCCACCCCCUUUCCUUCGCUAUGGGUAACCAAGGAUAUCUUCCUAGGGCUCGUCGAUGCGAUGCACAUGAGCCCGGCGGCACUGUGGCUCCUGCGCAGCGAGUAUGAUGGCUUUCAUUACUUCCCUUCUCCCUCCGUAGAUUACGACGAGGAUCAAGAAGAGGAGGGUGCGACGGCACAUGUCGACACGUACUAUGUCGGAACGUCUAACUUUGUAUUGGUAUGGACGUUUAACCAACAGACCCUACAAACACACGCCCUGUGGAUCCUACGACAGCAACAUAGCUUCAGCAGCAGCGCGCCCGCGGCCUGGUUCGUCAACGUGCUGCGGCGGCACCAGGAACACUUGCGCUCGCCGUUUCUGCUGGCAUACGUAACGGCUCUAAGCGUGUGCUGCAUGUUCGACGGCGAAAUCUCAUACCGCGCACACGUGGUACGGCUCACAGAGCGUGAGACGGGCUAUAGCCGGCACUCGAGCGGUAUCGAGGAGCGCCUAGGGAUGGAGUCGAUUACAGUCUAUAUCAAGGACGUUGGUGAGGUGCUAAACCACAUCGCCAACAACGAGCGGCAUUUCCGCCUCGUGGACGGUAUCCUCGACUUUGUGCUCGACAGCGCGCUGCUGCCGGACGCUGGAUAUGGUAUCGCGGUCGAAGAUGAGAACACACGCCGCUUGGUCGCGGCGAUACCUCUGUUAAGGAGACGCAUGCAUGCCUCACAAGAAUAUCUUAAAUACCUCAAGGAGCGCGCCGAGCGCCUGUCAACGGUGCUCUUCGCGCUCCUAACGCACGAAGACUCCGCAACGCACGCAGACCUAGCAGACGCGAGCCGGCGGAUCGCGGAGGCGACACGGCACGACAGCUCAAGCAUGCGAACGGUAGCGAUAAUGACGAUGGCGUUUCUACCCGCGACUUUCUUCGCGGCGCUGUUCGCGCUGCCGUCGCUAGACUGGCACGCCGAGUCCGUUGCCGGCAUCGUCCAGAAUCCAGGGUUCUGGGUUUACUGGGCGUUUACGCUGCCCUCUACCGCGAUUGUCUUUGGUCUGUGGCUGUUGCUUGAUCGCCGGAAAGGUGGAGAUGGUGAUGAUAGGGAUAGGGAUAGGGAUAGGGGUGGUGGAGUGGUGAUAGAGGGCCAGUCUAUCAGUGAUGACGAGAGGCCGCGGAGUGGGGGGAGUAAGGUAGAAUAGAACUUGCCAAUGGCUUUUAUCGUGCUGGAUAAUUUCGGUAGUUGGUAACUGUGAGACGUUGGGUAUAUGAUAGGGUCUGGAUAUACGUACAUCCUUUUUGUUGUUUUAGAGCAUGAGUAUAGCAGCCUUCAUAUAAAGGCUACCAAGACUAGAGUCGGACAGGGUUUAUAUAAUGAAGCACUGAGCGUAAAGUUUAGGGGUAAUGUACUCAGUGGCCCAUAGCCCAGCGCAUUCUUAAGAUCCCAC
Molecule: messenger RNA, 2236 nt
Organism: Daldinia loculata
Lineage: Eukaryota; Fungi; Ascomycota; Sordariomycetes; Xylariales; Hypoxylaceae
Exons: 2
Coding region: 533-1990 (485 amino acids)
Source: RefSeq, a predicted model, not a curated record